AUGCUCACUGCCGUAGACGCCUGUCUCAAAUUUGCUCUCCUACGGUCGCCUUUGCGGAAUAGUCGUGAGCCCACAACUUACGCCGUCAUUCAAGACGCGGCUAGGUCGAACGAGUACGCCGCAGAGGUCGUCAGGCGCGUUCAGCUUCAGAUCGAGAAGGGCAGUCCAAAUGCCAGUUGGAAUCUUUUUAAACCAAAUAGUACCGAAAAUUAUCCUCCCUCUUCGACAUCUUCAGCUACCAUUCCUACAAGUUUUCCCAACGGAACCUUAUCACUGGACCGCUCCCGUGCACGUGCACUUCGCAACCAACGGAGUGGGGAUGGCAACUACCAGUGGAUACGUAUAGCCCUGCUGAAUAAAACCCUGGACAAGAUUGUGGAUUAUCUGGUUAAGCAUGCAAGCGAGUACUACGAGCGCGUUUCUAUCCUCUCGCAUCCAUGCGAUGGUCCCCUGUUCGCGGAUUUGCUACGUAAGUAG
This is a messenger RNA of Dibothriocephalus latus, 477 nucleotides long. The record is from the annotation of a GenBank genome assembly. NCBI's taxonomy places the organism in Eukaryota, Metazoa, Platyhelminthes, Cestoda, Diphyllobothriidea, Diphyllobothriidae.